Pelobates cultripes (western spadefoot toad) is the source of this 5911-nucleotide messenger RNA. The record is from the annotation of a GenBank genome assembly. NCBI's taxonomy places the organism in Eukaryota, Metazoa, Chordata, Amphibia, Anura, Pelobatidae.
AAGGGGCGGGACGUGUGUGGAACACACUAGAAAUAGUUGUUCAGUGGUGAUUCAAGUCUCGCCCAGCCCCACGUGAUUUGCGCUAGCCAAUCAGAUUCCCGCUGAUAGUGGCCCACUGCGGACCGAGCUGGAAGUUGGUAUCUACCCCGGGAGCGAGUGACGGGAGAGCGGAGAGAUGACCCGUGAGUGCGGGGCCGGGCGGGGGGCAGUGUAGUUGGUUCUCGGUGGCAGGUGAGGUGUGGGGGAGCCGGCUGGGGGUCGGGGAGCGCAGAAUGUACUGCCACGUCAACCGGGCCUGGGCUCCCCGGGAGCGGCCGGAGACACUGCCCACACUGGGCUCCCCGGGCGGAGACACUGCCCUCACUGGGCUCCCCGGGCGGAGACACUGGGCUCCCCGGGCGGAGACACUGCCCACACUGGGCUCCCCGGGAGCGGCCGGAGACACUGGGCUCCCCGGGCGGAGACACUGCCCUCACUGGGGACCGGGAAUGGGAGUUAAAGUGACUGCAUGACCGACCUAACGGCACCUACCGCCAGCCUGGCACUGAGACACCGGCUACCAACACCAUGUCCUCCACCUCCUCCAUCCCAGGGACAGCAAUGGGGGCAGUGUAUCCCCAGCACAUAGUGAGAUCUGUAUAACUUAUUCACCCCCCCACCAAGAUAGAGGAAAUAUACACCCCCCCCCCCACCAAGAUAGAGGACAUAUAUAGAGGAAAUAUACACCCCCACCAAGAUAGAGGAAAUAUACACCCCCACCAAGAUAGAGGAAAUAUACACCCCCACCAAGAUAGAGGAAAUAUACACCCACCCCCACCAAGAUAGAGGAAAUAUACACCCACCCCCACCAAGAUAGAGGAAAUAUACACCCCCACCAAGAUAGAGGAAAUAUACACCCCCACCAAGAUAGAGGAAAUAUACACCCCCACCAAGAUAGAGAGAACAUACACCCCCACCAAGAUAGGAGGAAAUAUACACCCCCACCAAGAUAGAGGGAAAUAUACACCCCCACCACCAAGAUAGAGGAAAUAUACACCCCCACCACCAAGAUAGAGGAAAUAUACACCCCCACCACCAAGAUAGAGGAAAUAUACACCCCCACCACCAAGAUAGAGGAAAUAUACACCCCCACCACCAAGAUAGAGGAAAUAUACACCCCCACCAAGAUAGAGUGAAAUAUACACCCCCACCAAGAUAGAGGAAAUAUACACACCAAGAUAGAGGAAAUAUACACCCCCACCACCACCACCACCACCAAGAUAGAGGAAAUAUACCCCCACCAAGAUAGAGGAAAUAUACACCCCCACCAAGAUAGGAGGAAAUAUACAACCCCCACACCAAGAUAGAGGAAAUAUACAACCCCCACCACCACCACCAAGAUAGAGGAAAUAUACACACCCCCACCACCCACCACCAAGAUAGAGGAAAUAUACACCCCCACCAAGAUAGGAGGGAUAUACCCCCCACCACCACCAAGAUAGAGGAAAUAUACCCCCACCAAGAUAGAGGAAAUAUACAACCCCCCAACAAGAUAGAGGAAAUACAACCCCCACACCAAGAUAGAGGAAAUAUACACACCCCCACCACCACCACCAAGAUAGAGGAAAUAUACACACCCCACCACCACCACCAAGAUAGAGGAAAUAUACACACCCCCACCACCACCACCAAGAUAGAAAAUAUACACACCCCCCACCACCACCACCAAGAUAGAGGGAAAUAUACACCCCCACCACCACCACCAAAGAUAGAGGAAAUAUACACCCCCACCAAGAUAGAGGAAAUAUACACCCCCACCAAGAUAGGAGGAAAUACACCCCCACCAAGAUAGAGGAAAUAUACACCCCCACCAAGAUAGAGGAAAUAUACAUAGAUAGAGGAAAUAUACACCCCCACCAAGAUAGAGGAAAUAUACACCCCCACCACCACCACCACCAAGAUAGAGGAAAUAUACACCCCACCACCACCACCAAGAUAGAGGAAAUAUACCCCCACCACCAAGAUAGAGGAAAUAUACCCCCACCAAGAUAGAGUGAAAUAUACCCCCACCCCCCCACCAAGAUAGAGGAAAUAUACAACCCCCACACCAAGAUAGAGGAAAUAUACAACCCCCACCACCACCACCAAGAUAGAGGAAAUAUACACACCCCCACCACCACCACCAAGAUAGAGAGGAAAUAUACACACCCCCACCACCACCACCAAGAUAGAGGAAAUAUACACACCCCCCACCACCACCACCAAGAUAGAGGAAAUAUACACACCCCCACCCACCACCACCAAGAUAUAGAGGAAAUAUACACACCCCCACCACCACCCACCAAGAUAGAGGAAAUAUACACACCCCCACCACCACCACCAAGAUAGAGGAAAUAUACACACACCCCCACCACCACCACCAAGAUAGAGGAAAUAUACACACCCCCACCACCACCACCAAGAUAGAGGAAAUAUACACCCCCCCCCACCAAGAUAGAGGACAUAUACUCUGCAAAAUGCUCAACAAUUCAAUCUAAGUUUGUAAUACGUUUUAAAACCUUACAUACUCUUCUAAGUUUCUUUUUUUUAAAUUUUUUUAUCUGUUUUAAAAUAUUUGCUUUCUAAUUUAAAAAAAAAGUGUCAAUUAAUUUGUGUCCCUUUUUAAUGGGAAAACUCUAAGCCCAUUAACCUCUACCACAAACUUUCAUGGUGUAAAUUGUCAAACAUCUUAGUGCUGUUUAGGCAACUUACUUGAACCCUUUCGAGCAGCUGUGUGUUCUGCUUCUGGGAUUUGUGCAUUGGCCAUGUUAAACUUUGUGGUGGCAAUUGCCUUCUACAGGAGAACACUAACAACUUACCUGGGGUCCUGAAUGCCUGUGCCACCUCAAAGUGUACAAAAUGGUGUAAUUGCCUUUUUUUCUGAAAAGACAGUGUUUACAUUGAAAGGUCUGCAGCUAUAAGCAACAGACACCGGAACUACAUUAAGCUGUAGUGGUUCUGAUGUCUGUAGUGUCCCUUAAGAAUUUACUUAAAGGACCACUCUAGGCACCCAGACCACUUCAGCUUAAUGAAGUGGUCUGGGUGCCAGGUCCAGCUAGGGUUAACCCAUUUUUUCAUAAACAUAGCAGUUUCAGAGAAACUGCUAUGUUUAUGAAUGGGUUAAGCCUUCCCCUAUUUCCUCUAGUGGCUGUCUCAUUGACAGCCACUAGAGGCGCUUGCGUGCUUCUCACUGUGAUUUUCACAGUGAGAGCACUCCAGCGUCCAUAGGAAAGCAUUAUGAAUGCUUUCCUAUGUGACCGGCUGAAUGCGUGCGCAGCUCUUGAUUUAACCCCUUUCCAGAGCCGGGCGUGAGGGGGACCCUGAGGGUGGGGGCACCCUCAGGGCACUAUAGUGCCAGGAAAACGAGUGUUUUCCUGGCACUAUAGUGGUCCUUUAAGUGAUUUUGGGGCAUAGAUGCUGAAUCGCAUUAUUUACAUUUUGUAUUUUCCACCAUACUUUCUGACAGAAAUAGAUUCAAUUAUUUAAUCUGUCUGAAGUAAGCACAAUUUUUGCCAUGUUUCCAGUAUUUCUUUAUGAAGUAGUCUGUCUGCCUACAGAGUCCCUUUUAAGCAACAAAUCACAUUUAGAUUUUUUUUUUUUUGUACCUUUUUAGAGAUCGACUGAUUUUAUUGUGUUUGUUUUUUUGUUUUUUUUUAAGCCGAUGUCGAUAAUCUGUGAACUUUGUAGCUGAUAAGUUACUGAUAUUCUGUACAUUUAAAAAAAUAAACUAUUUCUACAAAAAUCUACUGUAUUUUUUUGCAAAUCUUUCUUAUUAAGGUAAAUGCACAAAAUAUGCAUGCCAGUCAGAAUUUUUUGUUUUCAGGAAUUUGUGUGUGUGCGUGCGCAUGCCGUGACUAUUUGAUUAGUGAAUGCAGAGUGUUUGUGUAGUGUGUAUGUAAUAAAUGGACAGUGUGUGUUUGUGUGUCUGUAGUGUGUAAAAUGAAUGCAGUUUGUGUAGGUAUGUAAUGUGUGUAAAAUAACUUUAAUUUUUUUUAAAGUCCCCCCUAUGGCAUUCCCUUGGGGGCCCAGCACACUCUUACUUACCUUCCCUUCAGCUCCCCUGUCUAACUCUCGCGGACUGCGUGCUGCGGAGCGAUGCCAUGGUAACUCGUGGCAGCGCUCUGACGGCCGCGGGACUCACGACAGUUAAACGGAUGCUGUUGGGAAGGUAAGUAAGAGCGUGCUGGGCCCCCCAGGACCCUGAUGGCAGCCCUGGUCUGCAUUGUCUGCAAUAUCAGUAUUUUUAUUGGCCAAUACCGAUAUUGCUAAAAAUACAGAAUAUUGGGCAAUAAUAUCAGCCAGACCGAUAGUCCGUUGAUCCCUAUACCUUUUUAAAUGACUGUCAAGAUGACUAAGCUUACUGUGAGAUUACUCUUCAUGAAUGUGCUACUGCCUCUGAUCAAUACCACUUAUUCUGCAGGUGGAAACCAGCGUGAACUUGCUAGGGCAAAGAACAUGAAAAAAACUGCAGACAGCAAAAAGAAGCAAGAUGAUGGUUUGUCAGCUGCGGCACGAAAGGAGAGGUAUGACCUUUAAAAUCAGCAAUUCUUGUACCCACCCAUUAACGAAACAAUAUGCUAUUGCUAAAACUGGUAAAGCUGCAGGCGCAGCCCUCGUGUUCUGAGACACCCUGACUUAUUUUUUUUUUUUUUUUUUUUGUGGAUUGACCUAAAUGAACUUGAUAUUGCACAUUUACAAUUUUGGCAAGUAGAUGCCAUACUUUGAGGACCUAAUAUCACUAUAACCAGUACAAUAGCAUUUGGUAAUUAUGAUUAAAGGAACUCUAUAGUGCUUCGUUUAGUCUCGAUUGGCCCCCUUAAAUAGGAUAAAAGCGUGUUUUUAUUCCAGUGUCAAACUGGUCUGCUGGCAUGGGCCCCAUCCCCGAUCCGCCUCCUUGGCUGAGAUUAUCCGAAUCGAAGAUCUCAGCCAAUCCAAUGCCUUUUCAUAGAAUAGUUGUAAACAGUGGGUCAGUCAGAUCAAUACUGCACAAAAAUGAUCACCAUGACACACACACCUGUCUAUGGGGAAAUGGAGAGUAUGGCUUGGUGCUGUUAUAUCUUGUUAGUGUUUUAAAAUGGUGAGAAAUAGACUUUUCUUGGUGUGAGGUUAGAGAAGUUGACAAAUUUUAAGAAUGUUUAGAUUGUAAGCUAAUUUUGAGUAGUGCUAUCAUAACCAGUUGUUUAUGUAAGCUACACUUUUCUCUAACUUUAUUUUUGUUAAAUUAGGGAUGCUCAGAUAAUGCAAGAGAAGCAGAAAAAGGCGCAGAUGAAAAAAGAAGAGCCCAAAUAGCCUUUGUGGGAUAAUCUGACGAAUGGAUGGAGAUCUAAUGAAAACCCCAGCUCCCAGACACAAACAUUCAACUAAAUGCUUCUGUUUGUUCCAAUGCAGAGUCUUUGCAGUGCAUUGUUUUCAACCUUCCUUUCUUUUAAUUCAUAAACGAGUAGCAUAGUUCCUCUUUGCCUCAUGUACAUAUUAUAAAUACGCCACUUUAUCACAAUCCUGAACAGCGUUCAGUCCCCUGUUUGUUUCCCUUUUGUGUUUUUCUAGCUGAUUGCAGUCUCCUGCAUGCUGAUCUAGCAUUGGUUAAGUCAGCUCUAGGAUGUACGUGUUCAAAGAGAGUAUACGACAGCAAGGUCCUUCAUUGAAAUGGAAGUUACCUGUCGUUUUUGUAUUUUCGAUGGACCGAGUCAAAUCUUAAAUAAAGUGACUUUUUUUCCGUGAAUAGUGCGUUUUUAUAUGGUGACACCCACAAUUUGUGUGGUACAGUUGAUCUGGUAAAAAACAUUCUCAGAGUAUCAAUGACCAGGUGACAAUUAAAAUGAUCAAGUCAGAAGAAUAUUUUGAUGUAAUUUAGUGGUUCUCCCAGGCCAUGUUGUAAUUAAAAUAUGCAGUU